GGGGAAAACUGGCGGCCCGAAAGAUGUCUGCCAUAUACGGGGAUAUCCGCGUGCAGAAACAGCGUCAGAGGCGAGCAGCACUCGGUAAAGAUCGUCGCUCGAGCGCGAAUGGGAGGGGGUGGGGGACAGUAGCGUGAACCGCAGCUAGACUCCUUUUUCACGCUGCCUGCCAAAGUCAGUCUCCGUGUUGUAGUGGUCGGCGCCGCUGCGAGAGCUAUAUACGAGUGGUCCCAGCAGCUGUGCAUCAUGUGCAGUAGUAGCAGCGGACGACGACGACGACGACGACGACAAUGAUAUAGAAAUUCAUUGGCUGCACGCAUUAUAUAGAAAAUACGUACUCGAGUUGAAGGAGCCAAGCCUCGAUCUCGCUCUCUCGUGCUGUGUCUUACCACCGAUGCCUCUCAGUGACCAAAAAAAAGUCCAGAAAAAUAACAAAAACACAUCGCUCGUUAUUGUUGUGCUUGAAAAUUUAGUUGCUCGCUCCUCAGCUGUUACCGAGUAGUUUUUCUCUUUCUCUUCUACGAUAUCGCGCGAGUGAUCCCCAACAAUAGAUAAGGCAUAAUUGUUUUUAUGCCUAGAUUUGAGUGCGUUCGCGAGCAUCGAGUAGCAGCAGCAUCAGUAUAAGCAGCAGCAGCAGCGUCGAGUUAUAUAUGAUUUUACGGUUCAGUGCUUCGGCUGCAGCAGCGCAAGCCAGCUACGCCGCCGCCGCCACCGCCGUCGACUCGGUGUGUUGUUGCUGGCCAGCAGCAUCGUGAUAUACAGUGCCCCGUACAGUGCAAAGCAGCCAGAGGAGAUUUAACAUCGGCGCAACGGGAGAGAGAGUUUGCACGAGGCCUCGUGCACUCAUACAUAGAUCUCUUCUCUAUAAUAUAAUAAGAGUUACAACGAGUCGAGAUGGCCGACGAAUCUAGCGUGCGCGUCGCAGUGCGAAUCCGGCCGCAAAUAGCCCGAGAAGUCAUCGACAUGUGCAGGGUGUGCACGGUCGUGCCGGCCGGCGAGCCCCAGGUCUACCUUGGCCCGGACAAAGCCUUCACCUACGACUACGUCUUCGACACGAACUCGGACCAGUCGGGCAUCUACGAGACGUGCGUGGCCAGGCUCGUGGAGGGCGCCCUCGACGGCUACAACGCCACCGUGCUCGCCUACGGCCAGACGGGCUCCGGCAAGACCUACACCAUGGGCACGGGCUUCGACGUCGAGAUCGACGAGCACAUCGUCGGCAUCAUACCCAGGGCGAUCAAGCACCUCUUCGACGGCAUUGCCGAGAAACAGCAGAGGGCCAGGGAACGAGCUCAGAUGCCUCCCGAGUUCAAGGUGUCGGCUCAAUUUCUCGAGCUUUACAACGAGGACUUGAAAGAUCUGCUGUCGCCGGGUGGACCGCGAGGUGGAGCCCGCAUCCACGAGGACACGGCGGGCAACAUCCACUUGGCCGGCGUCGAGUCUCGCAACGUCUCGAGUCCCCAAGAAGCUCUGGAGUACCUGCGGAUGGGUGCCUUGUCGCGAACCACCGGCUCCACGCAGAUGAAUACCCAGUCGUCGCGAUCUCACGCCAUUUUCACCCUGUACAUAAGGCAGGCCAGAUGCGUCGGUAUGGACGACCCGGACGCCGACGUCGACACGACCAGCAGCAACGGCCAGAGCAACGCCAUGGAGACCAACAGCAGCGAGCUCGAGACCCUCACGGCUAAAUUUCACUUCGUCGACUUGGCCGGCUCGGAACGACUGAAAAGGACCGGCGCGACCGGUGACAGAGCCAAAGAGGGAAUAUCCAUCAACUGCGGAUUGUUGGCGCUCGGCAACGUCAUCUCGGCCCUGGGCGACAAGACGAAAAAAGCCCUGCACGUGCCUUACAGAGACUCCAAGCUGACGAGGUUGCUGCAGGACUCGCUGGGUGGCAACAGCCAGACCUGCAUGAUAGCCUGCGUCUCGCCGAGCGAUCGGGACUUCAUGGAGACCCUGAGCACGCUCAAGUACGCCAAUCGCGCGAGAAACAUCAAGAACAAAGUCAUGAUCAAUCAGGACAAGAGCUCGAGGACCAUUGCCUCUUUGAGGCGCGAGAUACAAUUGCUGCAAAUAGAAUUGUUGGAGUACCGGCAAGGUAAAAGAAACGUGGGCGAAGAUGGGGUUAACGACGCCUGGCACGAGAAUCAAAUGCUCAACAGCGAACUUUCCAGCUUGCGGACCCGCGUCAAGGCCUUAUCGGAAACGGUCGAGGCACUCACGGCCAAAAAUGCACUCUUGCUCGCGGAGAAGGCCUCGGGUCUUUGGGCCAAUUCCGGCAAUUCGGCCGACGACGUUACCGGACUGGUUCAAGGCUACCUCCAGGAGAUCGAGGAGCUCCGAGCUCGACUCCUCGAAGCCGAGGCUCUUUAUCAGCAGUUGAAAAAACGCCAGAUGCAUCUUUCAUAUGGAGUAGAUAGCCAAUUUGAAAACCUACAGAUAAACGCUGCGAGCAAUCCGUACAACAAUGACACGAUGUCGCACGUGCUGCACGGAGACUCGGCCUCUUUGAUUAUGGACGCGAAGAAAGAGUUGCAAAAAGAAAAGGCUCUGUUGGCCAGCUUGAAAAAUCAACAGUCUCACAACUCAAAUAUUAGCCCGAGGGAGAGCGGCGGCGGUGGCGAUGCCGACGAUGGCGACAUGGACGACACCGAGAACGGCCAUGAAUCCAUGAGCGAGGACGAGUCCGACGACGAGGAUAGGAAAGAAGAAGACGAAGUAGAAGAGGCAAUGGGCCGAGAACUCGAGAAUCUAACGUCAAACAUCGACGUUAAACAGCGCUUGAUCCAGGAACUCGAACUAUCGCAACGCAGGCUACAAACGAUGAAACAGCACUACGAGGAUAAGCUAGCGCAGUUGCAGGCUCGUAUUCGCGACACGCAAGAAGAACGCGACAAAGUACUGACGUCGCUGACGCUGCAGCCGUCUGCCCCGACGGAAAAAGUCCAAAAGCUGCGCUCCGAGUACGAGAAGCGACUCUUGGCAAUGCAAAAGGAAGUGAAAAUGCUGCAGUCGGCGAAAAAAGAGCACGCGAGACUGCUCAAGAGCCAAUCGCAGAACGAGACCCGAUUGAAGGGCCUUCGCAACGAGCUAGCCGAGAUGAAACGUGCCAAGGUGAAACUGCUGAACAAGAUGCGCGAAGAAGCUCAGAGGCACAAAGAGAACGAACUGAAGCGCAACCGAGAAAUAGCUCAACUGCGCAAAGAGAGCCGCAAGAACGCCAACAUGAUACGCUCCCUCGAAGCGGACAAGCGCAUGAAGGAGGUCGUACUGAGGCGCAAACAAGAGGAAGUCACAGCGCUGAGAAAGCGGGACCGUGGCUUGAGCCACAAAGUCGCGGGCAGGACGCCAGCAGUGAAGAAUCCCAAUCCCAAGGCACUGAAGCAACGAUGGCAGACCUUCGAGAGAACCAUCGCCAAGCAGGCUUUGGCCAAGCAAGCUGCGACCGAGACCGAGCGAGAAAUGGAGAGACUGCUGCAAGAACGAGAGGAACUUGGUAGGGAGCUCGAGAAAUUGAAGAAACACAGACUAGUAGUCGCUUCCACAAAGGAGGAUACGACAGACCUCGACGAGGAAAUCGACAACGUCACCAGCAAAAUCAGCUACCUACAGGACAGUAUAUCGGAAUGUCAAAGAACAAUGGUGGAAAUGGGAGACGCGGACGGCGAGGCAGAAGGUGAGCCCGGUAUCGAGGCUCUGCUCGGCACUGUUAAAACCGUCGACGAGGCUCAGUACCUCAUGCAACGAAUGCUGGCCUUUACCAUCGAACAGAGCUACAUUGCGGCUCAGAAACAGCUCGAAGCACGCGACAUGGAAACUAGGUUGAAUCAAGUGGCACAGGAGAGCGAUGUGCAGCACCAGCUGCUCGAGCACGUGCUCAAAGAGAGAGAUCUGCUUUCGUUGACGAACAGCAACCCACCGAACAAUACAACAGCGGCCUACAGUCCACCGAGUUCGCGUAGCUCGUCGCCCGACAACGAAAGUAUGACUCAAAGUAUUGGUCCAGAUGACAAGCAUCGAAGCAUCAAGGUUCGAAGGAGGACGACCCAACCGCAAGAAUUACUUUACGGUGUAACGGAUAAUCACAAAAACGAUGAGCACCAUAACAAUCAAAAUCAAAAUCACAAUCAUCCGCUCACUAGGGUACCUAGUGCUCCUGGAAGUCUCAAGGGUUUGGUACUAGCGAGGAAUCAAUUUGGAAGUGGUUUACUGAACGGCGGCUCGCCGACGAUGUCGCGACGCGACAACAGCAUCUCGCCACGGCCUCUGCGCCGAGCACUUGCGGGUGGUGGCUCUAUGGAGCAGGUAGCCCUUAUGGACACAUCAUCUCCUCCUGGUUCACCGACAACCUACCGACGUUUCAACAGCCGAGAAGAGAAUGUAUUUUCAAGACUGACAGCUAGUCGGCAGACGCUUCACGUUGAGCAUCAACCCACCAAAGGCGUAAUUUCGAAUUAUCAGGGGAAAACCGUACCUAGAGCAAUACUUCAUUGUACACACGUUGCAGAAGGUCACAGCAAAGCCGUCCUAUCGAUUUGUGCGACGAACGAUUUACUUUUCAGUGGCUCUAAAGACCGUACCGUGAAGAUUUGGGAUCUCGGCACAGGUAUCGAAAAUAUGUCAUUGACAGGCCACCCAAACAACGUCGUGGUCGUCAAGUACUCCCAAAUACAUCGGUUGCUCUUCAGCGUUUCUGCCGCCUACGUCAAGGUCUGGGACAUACGUGCCGGUAGUAACUGCGUUAAGACCCUUUUCUCUUCUGGUCAGGCUCAAUCGGGUUCGAUUAAUUUCUCCACACCUUCGCGGACACUUCAAGUGCCUGUCGGCGAAACGACUAUCAACGAUUUGGCCUUGGGUCUCGACGAUCGCGAACUCUACACCGUGUCUAGCGACAAGAUUCGCAUUUGGGAUCUGAGAAAAUUGGCCUACGUAGGUAAAUUGAACACUCCACAUGCUGCAGCCGUUAUGUGUCUGAACGUUUCCGACGACGGCAGAGUCAUUACAGGAAGCAAGGAUCAUUUGAUAUCCUUGGUUGAGCCUAAUAUGUCAGGCCAAGCUUUAAGCUUGUCUCCGCCGCAUUAUGAUGGCGUCGAGUGCCUAACUACUUAUGGAAACACAUUAUUUUCUGGUUCGAGAGACAUGUGCAUUAAACGAUGGGACCUCAGGCGAAUGGAACUCGUCCAAUCGAUCAAUAACGCGCACAAAGACUGGAUUCUAGGAAUGUGCCUUAUCAAUAAUGGCUCAGUCAUGAUAUCAGGUUGUCGAGGUGGUAUGCUCAGAGCUUGGUCAGUGCCCCGAUAUAGCGACCAAAUGGGUGAAUGCACAUUAAUCGGCGAAGUUAAAGCUCACACUUCAGCUAUUAACGCAACGGUUACGAACCAACAACACAUCUUUACAGCCAGCAACGAUGGCACUGUGAGGCUCUGGACCAACAAGAGAGACAGCAACAGGACUACUUUUCAAAGAAGCCACUCUCUAAAAUGCUAACACGAAGUAUUUUAUUUAUUAUUUAAUAGUUUAUUGUCGCUUAUUUCUGCUUACCGCAUAUUUACCAAUCGAUACGGUAGGGAUCUAAGCGAAAAAUACGUUAAUUAGAGCGAACAAAGAAAAGAACAAAUUUAAUUGCGGCUCGUUAUGCAAGAUAUUCGUAACGAACGUAUCACUGGCUGCUAUUUAUACCCAUGCAAUAAAGAAAAAAAAUGACAGAAAGUACUUGCGUUUCUGAGUACUUUUAUCAAAAGAAUUAAAACAUGGUAUGAUAUAUGUAUACACUAUGAUGAACUUUUUAUACUGCGUGUAACGUUAUAAUUAUAAGUGCAUAAAAUAAUUAAUGGUGAAUAGAUUGUAAGUAGAAUUUUAAUGAAAUUUUGAUUGAGAUUUAUUAUGAAACAGUAUGUGUAUGAUAUAAUCGUGGUAGUCUGCGAAUCCAACCCCUCGUGAUAUUUUAUAAACUUGAAAAAGCAUCGCAAUGUUACCAAUGAGUCAUGAAUACGUGAAAGGUGUUUGUUUUUAUAUACAGUGUAAUUUUUCAUUCAAACUAAUGUUUAAUCCACCAAAA
This is a messenger RNA of Trichogramma pretiosum, 6058 nucleotides long. RefSeq names its product kinesin-like protein KIF21A (gene Klp31E). Gene Ontology annotation, biological process: mitotic spindle organization; microtubule-based movement. Bases 895 to 5487 code for a protein of 1530 amino acids. The transcript is spliced from 16 exons. The record is from RefSeq and is a predicted model, not a curated record. Gene Ontology annotation, molecular function: microtubule motor activity; microtubule binding; ATP binding. Lineage: Eukaryota; Metazoa; Arthropoda; Insecta; Hymenoptera; Trichogrammatidae.